Molecule: messenger RNA, 1139 nt
Organism: Eruca vesicaria subsp. sativa (arugula)
Lineage: Eukaryota; Viridiplantae; Streptophyta; Magnoliopsida; Brassicales; Brassicaceae
Source: the annotation of a GenBank genome assembly
AUGACGAUGACGUUCUACGCUCUCUCUUCAUCUUCUUCCUUCUGCCGCAAUACUCGCAUUCCUGCUAUCAGUUUCUCUCACCUCUCUCGUUUUCCUCAUCUUAAUGGUGUUAAUAAGCUUACGCUCUCUCCACCACAGUUUUGUAACGCCGGCGUGAGCCUCCGUGGUAAGUUUCCGAGUGUGAGACUUACGAGGUGCGAGAAAGAAGAUGCACAAAACGGUGAGGUAGAGGAUGAAGCCAAGACAUUCGCGAGGCGUGAGAGCACGAUGCCUGAUAGAUUCAUAUACUUGACCAAAGAAGCUCCCGACAGUACUAUUAGAUGGCCAUGGUUCGUUGCCUUAGCGUUACUUGUGUAUGCGUGGAGAGCAGUCUUGUUUGAACUAUCCAACUGGAGAAACGCAGCUUUCGCCAUCGUUAGAUUAUUUCGAGAUCUUUCAAAGUUCGCAUUGGCCCUUGUCUUCCACUUUAUAGGAGAUCCCAUCACUUCUCUCAUCGCUCUUGUUGAGACUGCAAUCUACAGCGUCCGGGGGUUCUACUCCGGGAUUGUUGCUUACACACCUGUGAGAGAGUUAACCACGGUGAUCCUUCUUGCAUCAUCGGUGCUCGCAAUAGGAGAAACUGUUGCGCCAAACUCUAUCAACAAGCAGUCGUAUGUGAUUACUCUUGCUGGUCUUUUGGGGUAUGCAGCUGUGCAUAGCUACAUCUCAGAGCCGUUCUUCUGGACUGUGUUGGUGGGUUUGUAUGGAUAUUCACGGUUGAUAAAGAAGAGAGAUGAUGUGACUUCAGCGCUUCCUUCUGCAGCUGUUCUGGCAGGAGUUGGGGAGCCUUGGGUGAGAGUUGUGGUCAUCACAGGGUAUCUGGCUCUAGCCAUGUAUCACAAUUCAACUAAGACCUCAUCUGAAGAAGAUAGACAGACCUUAGGGGAGGUGCCACCAGUGCCAUUGUUGGUGGCAGCAUUAGCCAUUGGAGUCCGGCUUGCUGCAAAAUGGGCUGGGAAUAGGCACUUGACAUGGAUGAUUGUUUGAUUUUCUUGUCUGAAUUUUGUGAAACAAAUAGAUUAACAAAACUACUAUUGUGUUGGUGUACUUUGAAGUUUGAAGAGAAUUUCUGUUUUAUACAAAAAAAAGGAAGGGUUGCU